Messenger RNA from Triticum dicoccoides, 4542 nucleotides. RefSeq lists its product as uncharacterized. The transcript is spliced from 3 exons. Gene Ontology annotation, biological process: RNA modification. The coding region runs from base 40 to 4509 and encodes 1489 amino acids. The record is from RefSeq and is a predicted model, not a curated record. Gene Ontology annotation, molecular function: RNA binding; protein binding. NCBI's taxonomy places the organism in Eukaryota, Viridiplantae, Streptophyta, Magnoliopsida, Poales, Poaceae.
CCUGUCCCUCUCUCAUUCUCCUCCCGCCAGACCACCACCAUGGCCGCGGCCGCCGCCGGCGCCUCUACUUCCGGCGCAACUGUGUCCGCAAUCUCUGCCCACGUAGCCGCCGGACGACUCUUCGCCGCCAUAGACACUCUCACCCCUUCCUGUUCCUCCUCCCCGAUACCCUCCUCGCUCUACGCCUCCCUCCUCCGUCUGGCCACCGACCACGGCUCCCUCUCUGCCGCCCGCCGCAUCACGACCCACUUCGCCUCCUCCGCCUUCCAAUUCAACCGCUCAUCAGUCCCCACCUUCCUAUUCAACCGCGCCAUCGAGUCUCUUGCUGCCUGCGGCGGCCUCGCGGACGCGCGGGAGUUGUUUGACUUAAUGCCGCGCCGUGACGGCGGUUCUUGGAAUGCCAUCAUCUACGCUUCCUCCCGCUCCGGGAAACCUACCGAGGCGCUUUCCCUCUUUGCCGAUAUGUACUCCCGUGGCGUUCGCCCCAACGAUGUCACAAUGGCAUCCGUGCUCGCCUGCUGCUCAGAGUGCCUCAACCCGUGUGGUGCCCAGCAGCUCCACGGCCAUAUCUCCAAGCGGGACUUUCAGUCCAAUGUGAUUCUUGGCACGGCGCUGGUUGAUGUGUAUGGGAAGUGUCACUUACUUGCAGAUGCGAGGCAGGCAUUUGAUGGUAUCUCUGAACCUAAUGCCAUUUCGUGGAAUGUCAUCAUCCGCCGGUAUCUUCUUGCUGGGAUGGGGGAUAUGGCAGCUGAAAUGUUCUUUCGGAUGGUCUGGGCAGGAGUUAGGCCGCUUGUUUAUACCGUCUCACAUGCACUUCUUGCUUGCCGGGACAACAAUGCGCUUGAAGAAGGACGGUGCAUGCAUACUUUUGUGCUCCGACAUGGGUACGAGCACCACGAGCAUGUGCGGAGCUCAGUCGUGGAUAUGUAUGCCAAGUGUGGUGCCAUUGAUGCAGCCCAAAGGCUCUUCAACGUGGCACCAGUGAAUGGCGUAAUAAUGUCGACCUCAAUUUUGUCAGGACUGGCUUCUUGUGGGAGGAUUGGUGAUGCAAAGCGAGUGUUCGACGGGAUGCAAGAGCGCAACUUAGUGUCCUGGAAUGCUAUGUUGACUGGUUAUAUCAGGUCCUCGGAUCUGACUGGUGCUUUGCAUUUGUUCCGGCAGAUGAGGAAGGAGACAAAGGAGCUUGAUGAUGUUACACUUGGUUCCGUGCUCAAUGCUUGUACUGGGAUGCUUGAUAUUGGGAAAGGUGAGGAGGUCCAUGCAUUCGCUUUCAAGUGUGGUUUAUUGAGUUACCCUUUCCUAAAGAACACUCUUGUGAGGAUGUAUUCCAAAUGCGGAUGCCUGAGGAGUGCAGAACUGCUUCUUCAAUUCGAGAUGGGAGAGAGAGACAGAUACUCCUGGAAUUCACUUAUCUCAGGCUAUGAGCGCCACUCCAUGAGUGAAGCAGCUCUGCAUGCACUGAGUGAAAUGCAAUCUGAAGUAACUCCUAACCAGUCCACGUUCAGUUCGGCACUGGCAGCCUGUGCCAACAUUUUUCUGCUUAAGCACGGCAUGGAGAUUCAUGCGUACAUGAUCAGAAAUGGCUAUGAGAUUGACGAUAUACUGCAAAGUGCACUGAUUGACAUGUACUGCAAGUGUAGGCUAUUUGAUUAUGGCAUCAGGAUAUUCGAGGCACAGCCAUCUCGUGAUGUCAUCCUGUGGAAUUCGAUGAUCCUUGGCUGUGCUUACAGUGGCAAAGGUGAGUAUGGGCUUGAAUUGUUUGAUGAAAUGCAGGCGCAAGGGAUUAAGGCCGACUCUGUCACUUUCCUCGGUGCACUAGUUUCAUGUAUCAGCGAGGGGCAUGUUGGGUUGGGAAAGAGUUAUUUCACUUUGAUGACUGAGGAAUCCAUCAUUCCUCGCAUGGAGCACUAUGAGUGCAUGAUCGAGCUGCUGGGCAAACAUGGACACAUGGUUGAGCUCGAGGAUUUUGUGGAUCACAUGCCGUUUGAGCCACCAACCACAAUGUGGUUAAGGAUCUUCGACUGCUGCAGGGAAUAUGGAAAUAGGAAAUUAGGGGAGCGGGCUGCCAAGUGCAUCAAUGAUAGCAAUCCCCAGACACCGGUUCGAUAUGAGGCCACUGCGGACUACAUGUGCAGUGAUGGUGGCAGUGCAGAGCCCAUGUCAUUUGGUAACCCGGACGAAGAAUUGAUGUCGCCGCUAGACAAGAACGAAGGGGGCCAGUAUGGAUGCAAUAGGAUUGUCGUGAACUCGGAUAACCAGGAACUUAUGGAGAUCAUGAACAAAGGGCCCAGUAUGCAGUCUCAGAAGAAAAAAAAGAGUAUUUGCCUCUCCGAACAAUCCUGGUGUUCUGGCGCGUAUUCAGUAUCGCCCUUGUUUGUCAGUUCGUUCUGCUGGCAACGACGAGGACACCGCCGCCUUCUGCCACCAUCGAAUUUUCAAACGGAGGCACCUGUUGGCAUGGCGCGACACCACCACCACCACUUCGUCUCCCACCUCCGAGCAUCCGCGCCGCUCGCCGACCUCCUCCGGUCCGCGCCAAGCCUGCCCGCCGCCCGCGCAGCGCACGCGCGCGCCCUCAAGUCGCCCUACGCGGACGAGACUUUCCUCCUCAACACCCUCGUCUCCGCCUACGCGCGACUCGGCCGCCUCCCCGACGCGCGCAGGGUGUUCGACGAGAUUCCCCGCCCCAACACCUUCUCCUACAACGCCCUCCUCUCCGCGCACGCCCGCCUUGGCAACCCCGCCGACGUCCGUGCUCUCUUCGGCGCCAUCCCCGACCCGGACCAGUGCUCCUACAACGCGGUCAUCGCCGCGCUCGCGCAGCACAGCCGUGGCGCCGACGCCCUCCUGUUCUUCGCCGCCAUGCACGCCGACGACUUCGUGCUCAAUGCCUACUCCUUUGCCAGCGCCCUGAGCGCCUGUGCCGUGGAGAAGGACCUGAGGGCCGGGGUGCAGGUGCAUGCCCUUGUUUCCAAGUCGCCGCAUGCCAAGGACGUGUAUAUUGGCAGUGCGCUCUUGGACAUGUAUGCCAAGUGCGAGGGGCCGGAGGAGGCACGGAGGGUGUUCGAGGCAAUGCCGGAGCGGAAUGUCGUUUCCUGGAACAGCUUGAUCACUUGCUAUGAGCAGAACGGCCCUGUGGGUGAGGCGCUGGUACUGUUUGUCAGGAUGAUGAAUGCCGGUCUUGUGCCCGAUGAGGUGACACUUGCAAGUGUCAUGAGUGCGUGUGCGGGCCUUGCUGCGGAUAGAGAAGGACGGCAGGUUCAUGCGUGCGUGGUGAAAUCCGAUAGGUUUAGGGAGGACAUGGUGCUGAGCAACGCUCUGGUGGACAUGUACGCCAAAUGUGGGAGGACAUGGGAGGCGAGGUGUGUGUUUGACCGCAUGGCUUCCAGGAGUGUUGUCUCUGAAACAUCACUCAUCACCGGGUACGCAAGGUCUGCUAAUGUGGAAGAUGCUCAGGUGGUGUUCUCACAGAUGGUCGAGAAGAAUGUCAUUGCUUGGAAUGUGCUCAUUGCAGCAUAUGCACACAACGAAGAGGAGGAGGAGGCACUUAGGCUCUUUGUCAGGCUGAAAAGAGAGUCAGUUUGGCCAACACAUUACACAUACGGAAAUGUUCUCAAUGCAUGUGGCAAUGUUGCUGAUCUUCAGCUUGGUCAGCAAGCUCAUGUGCAUGUCCUGAAGGAAGGUUUUCGCUUUGACUUUGGACCAGAGUCUGAUGUGUUUGUUGGGAAUUCCCUUGUAGACAUGUACCUGAAGACAGGAUCAAUUGAUGAUGGUGUGAAGGUGUUUGAGAGGAUGGCAGCCAGAGAUACUGUGUCGUGGAAUGCCAUGAUUGUCGGUCAUGCACAGAACGGCCGUGCAAAAGAAGCACUGCAUCUUUUUGAGAGAAUGUUAUGCAGUAAAGAGAGCCCAGAUUCUGUCACCAUGAUUGGUGUUCUGUCUGCCUGUGGCCAUUCUGGAUUAGUGGAGGAGGGCCGAAGAUACUUUCGGUCCAUGACUGGGGAUCAUGGGAUAACUCCAUCCCAAGAUCACUACACAUGUAUGAUUGAUUUGCUUGGUCGUGCCGGUCAUCUAAAAGAAGUUGAGGAGCUCAUAAAGGAGAUGCCAAUGGAACCUGACAGCGUGCUCUGGGCUUCUCUGCUAGGUUUUUGCAGGCUACAUAAGAAUAUUGAGAUGGGAGAACUGGCAGCUGGGAAGUUGUUUGAGCUUGAUCCUGAGAACUCUGGACCCUACGUUCUUCUCUCGAAUAUGUACGCUGAGUUGGGGAAAUGGGCAGAUGUAUAUAGAGUGAGGAGAUCCAUGAAGAGCAGAGGUGUCAUUAAGCAGCCUGGCCGUAGUUGGAUUGAGAUAGGCAGGCAAGUGAGUGUGUUUCUCGCACGAGAUAACGGACAUCCCUGCAGGAAUGAGAUACACGAUACCUUGAGAAUCAUUCAGAUGCAGAUGAGUAGGGUGAGUGUAGAUGCUGAAAAUGCUGAUGGCCUGAUGAAUUACAGCUCUGAAGCCUGUGGCUAGAACUAGAAGGCUUGAUACACUUUGCAGGUUGGA